AUGUCGGUCAUGGACAGUUUGACGAUGACUGGCCAUGUUCCAACCGUUCAUUUUUACCGGCGACCAGAAUCAAAUGGUGAAGAUGGUUCAAGUUUCUUUGAAGCUGAGGUGCUUAAGGAGGCUUUGAGCAAAGUUCUCGUGGCGUUUUAUCCGAUUGCAGGAAGAUUAGCAAGGGAUGAAAAUGGGAGGCUGGAGAUUGAUUGUAAUGAAGAGGGAGUUUUGUUCUUUGAGGCUCAAACAAAUUGCGUUCUUGAUGAUUUGGGAGAUUUCACUCCAAGCUUCAAGAUUUCUCAACUUGUUCCAAAAACUGAAUCUUUUAACCAUUUCUCUUCUUGUCCACUCCUUGUAAUACAGUUGACUUUUUUCAAGUGUGGCGGAGUGUGUCUCGGAAUUGGAUUGCAUCAUGCAGUUGCUGAUGGACCUUCCGGAAUCCAUUUCAUCAACACAUGGGCUGAUGUGGCAUGUGGUUUACCCAUUAGCAUCGCACCGUUCAUUGAUCCAACAAUACUUCAUGCGAUGACCCCACCUAAUCCUACGUUUGACCACACCGAAUAUCACUCAUCUCCUUCUAUGAAAACUCAACAAGUAGAAACAAGUGCAGUAGUCCGUUCUACUUCCGUUGCUAGCCUCAAAAUAUCAAGCGAUCAAAUCAAUACCCUUAAAGCAAGAUUAGAAAAAGAUUAUGGUGCUAAGUGCAGUACUUAUGAGAUCUUAACUGCCCAUAUUUGGCGUUGUUUGUGCAAGGCACGUGGAUUAUCCGAUGAUCAACCAACUCGGUUAUACAUACCGACAGAUGGACGAUCAAGAUUGAAUCCUCCACUCCCAUCAGGUUACCUUGGCAAUGUAAUAUUUAUAACUUCUCUAAUUUUCCUUUCAGAUGAAAUCCAAUCAGAACCAUUGAUUUCAACUAUAGAAAAAAUUCAUAAAGAAUUGAAGAGGAGGGAUGAUGAAUACUUGAAAUCAGCUCUUGCUUAUUUGGAACAAAACCAUGAUGAGAUGACUCACAACCUAUUCCAAAGGGCUCACUCUUUCAAAUCUCCUAACCUAAAGAUCACUAGUUGGAGUCAUAUGCCCAUUUAUGAGGCUGAUUUUGGAUGGGGCCGCCCAAUAUUUGUAGGCCGGGCUAGUCUCCCCAUUGAAGGGGCAACUUAUAUUUUACCAGGCCCAUAUAGGGAUAAGAGUUUGUCAUUGGUCCUAUGUUUAGAGACCCACCACAUGGAGCUCUUUAAGAAGUUGUUUUAUGAUUUUGACAUAGAAGGAUGGCAAUAA
This is a messenger RNA of Pistacia vera, 1269 nucleotides long. RefSeq names its product shikimate O-hydroxycinnamoyltransferase-like. Bases 1 to 1269 code for a protein of 422 amino acids. Lineage: Eukaryota; Viridiplantae; Streptophyta; Magnoliopsida; Sapindales; Anacardiaceae. The transcript has 2 exons. The record is from RefSeq and is a predicted model, not a curated record. Gene Ontology annotation, molecular function: acyltransferase activity, transferring groups other than amino-acyl groups.